Molecule: messenger RNA, 3531 nt
Organism: Triplophysa dalaica
Lineage: Eukaryota; Metazoa; Chordata; Actinopteri; Cypriniformes; Nemacheilidae
Gene: rgra
Product: retinal G protein coupled receptor a
Exons: 7
Coding region: 252-1139 (295 amino acids)
Biological process (GO): phototransduction; visual perception; G protein-coupled receptor signaling pathway
Cellular component (GO): membrane
Molecular function (GO): G protein-coupled receptor activity
Source: RefSeq, a predicted model, not a curated record
UGUGUAACUGAAUGAGCGCUUUACAGUCGCCCUGCGUAAAUACGCAUUGUGGCAGGAGUUAUGUUCAUUAAGACAUUCUUUCGCGGAUUGAGGCGAAGAGAGAGAAGCUUUACAUAAUUGCGUUUAUGCCUUUUCACGUGAAAUGCUCCUUUAAAAGAAGGUUUCGUUUAAAUACACCGAGGUACAUCGAGGGCGAACGGACUGGCGCGCUCUGGUUUCUGCACAGUUAGCUCCACAUAUUACAUACAAAAAUGGUUACGUCGUAUCCAUUACCGAAGGGAUUUUCCGACUUCGAUGUGUUCUCCCUUGGAUCUUGCCUGCUCGUGGAGGGUCUCCUCGGUUUCUUCCUGAAUGCCGUGACCGUAGUUGCUUUUCUUAAAAUAAGAGAAUUACGGACCCCGAGUAAUUUUCUUGUCUUCAGUCUGGCUUUGGCAGAUAUGGGGAUUUCUAUGAACGCCACCGUUGCAGCCUUCUCCAGCUUUUUAAGAUACUGGCCUUACGGAUCAGAUGGAUGCCAGACCCAUGGCUUCCAAGGUUUUAUGACCGCACUUGCCAGCAUUCACUUCAUCGCAGCCAUUGCUUGGGACAGAUAUCAUCAGUAUUGUACCAGGACAAAGUUGCAGUGGAGCGGUGCUAUCGGCCUAGCCAUUUUCAUUUGGUUGUUCACUGCCUUCUGGGCUGCCAUGCCUCUGAUUGGCUGGGGAGAAUAUGACUAUGAGCCCCUGCGGACCUGCUGCACUCUGGACUACAGCAAGGGUGAUAGGAACUAUGUAUCUUACCUGAUCCCCAUGUCCAUCUUCAACAUGGGCAUUCAGGUAUUUGUCGUGCUGUCUUCCUACCAGUAUAUUGAUAAGAAGUUCAAGAAGACUGGCCAGGCCAAGUUCAACUGCAGCACUCCUUUGAAGACUAUGCUGUUUUGCUGGGGACCCUAUGGUGUCCUGGCCUUCUAUGCUGCUGUGCAGAAUGCUACCCUUGUCUCUCCUAAACUAAGAAUGAUCGCUCCCAUUUUGGCCAAGACAUCACCUACCUUCAAUGUCUUUGUUUACGCUCUUGGAAAUGAAAACUACAGAGGAGGAGUCUGGCAGUUGCUCACUGGUCAAAAGAUUGAGACUCCUGCUAUUGAGAACAAGUCCAAAUAAACCAACCACCAAAUCAUUCAUUGAAUGUUCUGGUACUGUAGUUUUAACAGGUAUGACAUCUGUUUAUUGUCUUUGCUUAUGUCAUUUUUGGUAUGUAUUUAUGUGCCUCAGGUGUGCUGAUCAAUUGUGGUGUGUUAUGUUUAAUAUGACAAUUUCAAGGAGUGAAUACAGCAUGCAGCUCCUAAUGAAUAUUUAAUUCAACAGGGUCCAAUUUUAUAAGUUGUUAGAAAAGAAUUUGUGGCUAUUUUUCAAUAUAAAUUAAGCUACUGUCAAGGUCAUAUAAUCUAUUUUAAAGGUAUAAGGUUUCUGGUAAACUAUUAUUGCUUUUAUACAUUAAAUUACAUAAAAAAUGUGACAGCAUCCACCAAAAUAAAUUAAACUACACCUAAUUCUACAAUCACCAUGUUCAUUUAUUUAGUCAUGUUGUCCAGAAUGUAAAGUUUAACAAUACAAUACGGUUAGGAACUGUAGUGUAUGUUUUUCCAUAUGUGGAAAAGAUUUCCUAUGAGAGAAGGUCUACAUCAAGCUUUUGAGACUGAAUUAGGCAAGCAACAUCAUCUAAUCUCAGUAACACUGGAGCUUUUUAUGAAAACACAUUCCCCAGUGCACGAGAUUAGCAAAAAGGAAAGAUUACGCAGGAGUCACGCUUUAAUUGGAAAUGUUCUCAUACCAGGGUUCUUGUUUUUCUCAUGCAUAUUCUCUCUCCAUUUCAACAGUAAAUCUUGCUGAUACUUAAACAAUCUAAACAGAAAGUAUUUUUUUAUGCAGGGACACUGUAUAAAUAUUAUACUAGAAAAAUGAACAUACACCCAAAAGCUAAAUAUAAAGGUAGUUCACCUAACAUUAAUUUUGAACACAUUUGUUCUGCUGAACAAAUAAUACACUAUGUAGGAAAGUUUUUCAAUCAAAUCCAUAAGUAAAUUGAAAUUGCAAACACAACAUCACACAAUUACACUAUAAUAAAUGAUGCUUCUUGCUUCUCUGUGCUGAAGUUAUGACACAUCUAUGUUCGUGAUGUUUAGUGUAAUGUAUAUCCUGACUGCAGACGCCGUGAUACUGUAUAAUCACUCUGGCAUUUCAGAAAUGCAGGACCAUUAACAAUCCAUAAAAAUGUUACCCAAAUUAUUGUAUUUUGUGUCACAGAGAUGUAAUGUUUGAGUGAAAUUCUGUACCAUGACACUUACUGUUCCGUUAAAUUUGUUGUCUUGUUAAAAAGUCUCUAUUUAAGGUUAACUUUCUCAAGUGCACGUUAUCUUGUGAAUGAUGUGCAACAUUUCUUGUUCAGUGGAUAUAUUGUCAACUAAAGUCCAUUUUUAUCACCCAAGAGGCAAGACAGUUAAAUAAACAUAGCUGGACACGUCUCUGUGUUUUGAUGUUAGAAUAUCACAUUCUCUAAGAUCUCAGUUUCUCUCCGGUCCUGACUUGUUCUCAAUUUAUAACAUUUAACAUAUUGCACAGACAGUGCUAGUGUCUGGGCCUCUGCCCUGCAGUCCAGAGUAAUCAGUCACAGGCUUACAAUCAGCUUGUGGUUCAAAAGCUGGGUGAGGGGUUACGCUGGCUGCCUGGAGCCACGCAUUUUUCAUUUGAUUGAACAUCUUCAGUUCACAUGUGAAGCAUAUUAUGCAAUCAUUACGCAAAUGUGCAUGGAAGCAAAGCAGACUGUCACAUUACCAGGAUUGUUAGUUCACACAAGCAAGUGUUUUUACAAACAGAAAAUAUCAGUAAAUUAAAAAGUGAUGACAUGGUGGUCCAAUUAAUUCCAAACAAGAAACCUCUGGAAUUUGUUUCAUGAUCUCUGUUUAUGAACAUUAAAUGAUGCUUUGAAUAAUUACCGUGGAUACCACAGUCAAAAGGAACAUUUUUGGUGUUUUUGCAGAGAAAUUGUAUUUUAGGGGAUUAUGGAUAUAGAGUAAUCUGGAUUACUGAUGUGUGCGUCAUUGCUUUUUUAAAGUGCUGUGUGUCAUUUAAAACACGAAAACCAUUUUAAUUUUACUGUACAAAAAUGAUAAAAGGGAUAUAAUGAUAAAUUAACAUCUCAAAUGAAAAUCUGCCUAAAUACAACAAAAUUUGGAUGUUACUAUUGACUUUAUCAGCAUUUAAAUGAUGCACACAUUUAGAGCCACUAUGAGCUAGUGCUAAACAACAAUGUCAAUUUUCACAAUAUACCAACUACAAAUAUGAUGUUUAGAAAAUGUAUUUAAUUAAACCACUAGCAAUUAUGGCAAGAAAUGUAAAAUAUCUAUAAAGCACACUUUGUAGUUUACAACAUGCUUAAAAUAAAAAUGGUUUCCAUUAUCACAUGUCACGUAGAAUUUAGCAACAAGACUUUUAAAUGUCACUAUUUAUAUUUUUACUUUAAAACUGAGAGUCUAUGGUGUGCAAUGAUUUCUUA